AUGGAGAACUUGAUCGGCGCUGAUGGGAGCCACGUGAGCGGUACAGCCUCGUCUGGUGGUGAACGCUUCUCUCCCGUUGAACCCUCGCCGUCGUCGUCCAGAACGAUGAAGAAGCUCUUUGGCAGAGACAAGCCAAAGCCGACGAGGGUCGUCCCUGCCAACCGCGACUCCGCCGCCUCAGAGGUCGAGGUCGACGACCUCUCGCCGCCGCUCUUUGCCCAGAAGUCAGACUCGGAGGUCUCCCUCCACGACCUCGACGCUUCCCCGACACCGACUCACUCUCGUCCCAGCCCACCGCUGCUGUCCCACAGCCGUCCCCAGCCGCACUCGUCCCCUCAGCUCCAGCAGCAGCAGUCCCAGCACACCGUUCGCAGCACCCAUGGCCACCCUCACAGCACCCACUCACACUCGCACCACUCCCAACCCCAGCACCCUCCCACCCACAAGGACGGCCACAUCCGCACCCACUCCGAGGACGAGGACGCCGCCUGGCACGUCGUCGACGGCACCAACCUCACCGCCUCAGACCCCGCCCUCGAUCCCCCCCGCGCCCUCCCCGCCUCCCGCUCCUCUUCUCUCGCAUCACUUCCUCCCGGCGCUUCUGCCCCCGUUCCUUCUCCGCUAGCUCCACGGCCAAGUUCCCCCUUCGCCGUCCCCGCGUCCAUUCGCACCGCGACUCCCAAGGAGCAGCAGCACUUUGCACGAGACAGAGGCGACAGCCAGGCAAGUCUCGCACAGCUCCCCCCACAGCCCCAGCGCAGACCCCCUGCCGCCCUCAACAUGAUCAAGUCCCUCGAUCCCCAGUUCGAUCCGGCACGGGACAGAGAGCGCGAGCGCGAGGCCUGGCGCGGAACGGACGACAGCCUGAACACCCAGAGCGAUGGGUCGAGGGAGGAAAAGGACAGGCGGGAGAAGAAGGGCCUCUGGGACUGGGCCACGCAGGGCAUGGAGCGCGAACGCGACAAGCGGCUGCACAGAGAAAAGGAGAAGGAGAAGGAAGAGGAGGAACACCACGAGAUCACUCGCAUGAUCGGUGCGUUCAUUGCACUCUUCUCCUCGUCCCAGCCCUCCUCAUUCCCCUCACCAGGCUAUCUCUCCGCCACCGCGAGCGAGAACUGGUCCAUCGUUCUCGAGGUCUGUGAGCGUGCGUCCGCCACAGAGGCAAACGCAAAGGAGGCCGCCAAAGCCCUCAAGCGUGAAUUCAAGUACGGUGAGGCGCCACAGCAGCUGUCUGCCGCUCGACUAUGGGCCAUCAUGCUUCGCAAUUGUUCCGAUACGUUCAUUCAUCAAUGCCUCGGCCGCAAGUUCCUCGACACCAUCGAGGACGUCCUCCAAUCUUCGAAAACUUCUCCCGUCGUGCGCGAGCGGAUAGUGGACGUGCUCGGCGCAGCCGCCUUUGCCUCCCAACCCUCGAGAGACCAAGGCGUCCGUAUGAUUUGGAGAAAGUACAAACCAUCAGGAAAACCUGACGAGGGCGUACCCUUCGAACCAGACGACGCGAUGUUUAAUCCACCAGAACCAAAACGUUCAUCGACCUACGGCAUCCCUCCCGGCUGGGUCUCCGUACAGGCGCCCAGCCCGACCCCCACCCAGCAGCUAUCUGUCACAUCUCACCGACCGGUCAGUCCCUGUAACCCUUUCUCCGUUUCCGUUUUCCUCUUCGCCGACGAACCUUUGUUCAUCAUUCCCUUUUCGGGCGUCGACUCGUCGGCAUUCGCCACCUGA
Messenger RNA from Stereum hirsutum FP-91666 SS1, 1725 nucleotides. RefSeq lists its product as uncharacterized. The record is from RefSeq and is a predicted model, not a curated record. The coding region runs from base 1 to 1725 and encodes 574 amino acids. Gene Ontology annotation, cellular component: actin cortical patch. The transcript has 5 exons. Gene Ontology annotation, biological process: actin cortical patch localization; actin filament organization; endocytosis. Gene Ontology annotation, molecular function: ubiquitin binding; phosphatidylinositol binding. NCBI's taxonomy places the organism in Eukaryota, Fungi, Basidiomycota, Agaricomycetes, Russulales, Stereaceae.